GCCACUGCCGUGCAUGCGCGCAGCCUCCUCCUCCUCAACCACCAUCUCAGGUCGUUGAGGAACUACAUCUCCCAUACUAUUCAAGACUUGGCCUCAAUAUUCGUACAAGGAACGAUGGAGGUAGUCGGAGCCGGUCCAGUUCCAAGCUCGGGGGGCAUAUACGGCGUAGUGCUGCAUAUCGAGGCCGCUGGUGACAGGCAAGCAGAGACCUUGACAUUCCUCAAGGUCGUCACCAGAGCAGUGAUAAUCGGUCGGAAAUCUAAGCAAGCACGGCCGGAGGGCGUCCCUCACAAUGCCCUCUUCCUCUGUCCCGUAGUCAGCCGCAAGCAUGCGAAGAUCACCUUCACGGAAUAUGGCAAUGCGUACAUCAUGGACCUGCGUUCCCACCAUGGGACACAUCUCCUGCGGCCGGGCGAAACCCUCGCCAAGAUGCUCGAACCCGAAACCGCUACUGUCCUUGCCGAUGGGGACGUCAUUACCUUUGGCAAGAGCGUCGGGCGCGACAAGGACCUUGUUCUACCCGUUGUCGCGCGCGUACAGCUCCUCUUCUCACCAGGUGCAAGCAUCGCACCACCACUGCCCGAGCGCAUAACCCUCUCUCCCGACACCGCUCCCUCGGAGCAGUCGCCCGCUCCUGGGACCUCCGGGCGAUACGGAAUCUACGUAUCGUCCGAUUCCUCGGCGUCGUCUUCGGACGAAGAUUCUGACAUCGAAGAGAUCCCGCCGCCAGCGACCUUCUCGCCGCCUCUGAGAAUGAUGAAGUCAUCGCAAUCAUCGCAGGCAUCCAACCUGAGCGGCAGGCUGCAGCUUUUGAGGAACCUGCUGCCUGCUGUGCCUUCCACUUGUGUAGACGAACCCACGCCGACUGCGUUCGCGCAAUUGCUUGCUCUGCCCAUGCCCGGUGCGAUUGACCGUGACAGUUCUUCUGAGAGUUCUUCCUCCGCAGAGUCAUACGCAAAGGAAGAUGACGACCUCUAUAUGAACGAGCCUCCCUUGGAACCCGGCCAGGUUCAGUUCGACGAUUGGCAUAGCCUCUACGAGCCACCGAGUCCUAGGCAGCCUGCGAGUGACUUCGAGGUCCCGCGCGCACCGUCUGUGGAAGCGCAGCCGCCAUAUCCUGUGGGUGGAGGCCCAUCCCUUGUCGAGCCUCUUCCUAGCCAGUUCGACAUUCGGAAUGAUCGCCCGAUUACCCCUGAACUUACGGCCUCGCUUACUUCCCUCGAGGGCCGCAUACAGACUGCCCAAGAGGACAUUUCCCUGUUGCGCCACAUCCGUACGACCGACGAGGAGCGCUUCGAUGUGCACGUCCGCGAGGUCAAGGCGCGCCUCGCCGCGCUCGAUGAGGCAAUCCGUGCGCCCGCGCCGUUCACAGCCGAACGUAGCGCAGCGAUAACAGAAGUUGUGGCGCGCAUGGACACCCUGCAGGGGAAGAUGUCCGUGCUGGAGAACCGCGCCGCGGAUGUCGGGCCUCGUGAGGAUGGCCUGAAGGAGAUCAAGGCGAUGCUGGAGGAGAUCAAGACGAUUCGCGAGAACGGUGAGAAGCAGAUUGCGCUCGAGCUUGAGGCCGUCCGGGUCGCGCGCGCGCAGGCGGAGGCAGCGGCAGCAGAGGCUGUUGCGCGGCUGGCUGCGAACCCGCUAAAGCGCAAACGCUCGGAGGACGACGACCUCGGCGAGGAUGAGACGAGCGAUGCGCGCAUCGUAGCGCCGAUGCCGAAACGUAGGCGCAUGGCGCGCCGUGUGGCGACUAUGCUCGCGCGUACCGUGACUGUGGCGACGGUCGGUGCUGUCGCGACCUGGACGGCCCUUGCCUUUGCGUGAUAAUGGUGUCAGUUUCCAAUUCGUUCGAUUUUGUGCAUGGACAUCGGAGAUAGUGUACGAUGGAGAAGGUCUUCGAUUAUGUAUCAUUCAAGACAGAUUCGUUUUGGUGUAUGUGUAUGUGUAGAUUUGUUCGUCAUGUGGCAGUAGUUUCUGUUUCUUCGCAUUGUACAGUAUAUGUACAUGCGAUUCGUUGCUCAGAUCAUAGCCUCAGCUGUCCUAGGCUCGAGUCCGCACCUGGAACUGAACCCCUCAGCGGCUGAGCUGCUUACCUGCUACAUGAACAGCUCACAGUACAGUACGUAAAAUUAUGAGUCCCCGCGAGGGCAG
Molecule: messenger RNA, 2145 nt
Organism: Fomitopsis serialis
Lineage: Eukaryota; Fungi; Basidiomycota; Agaricomycetes; Polyporales; Fomitopsidaceae
Exons: 6
Coding region: 115-1818 (567 amino acids)
Molecular function (GO): protein binding
Source: RefSeq, a predicted model, not a curated record